Messenger RNA from Colletotrichum graminicola M1.001, 2007 nucleotides. RefSeq names its product heterokaryon incompatibility protein. The transcript has a single exon. Lineage: Eukaryota; Fungi; Ascomycota; Sordariomycetes; Glomerellales; Glomerellaceae. The record is from RefSeq and is a predicted model, not a curated record. Bases 1 to 2007 code for a protein of 668 amino acids.
AUGGCUUCCGUGCCGACGUGGCCGAGUCGGCAGAACUCUGUUCCUCGCUUUAGCUACGACCAGGUAUGCCUACCCUCGGCAUCAACUCACAUCAGGGUUCUCGAACUCUAUCCGUCCAGACACGCCACAAGCGUCAACUCUGCAUCUCCGGACGAGGUAGACCCUCCAGACGAAGAUGGCCCCGGUUGCGCUGCACGAUACUCGAGCCCGCUGCGGUGCGCCGUCUCAACCACCCCAAUCGACACCCCACGGCCCUACAAGGCGCUGUCGUACACCUGGGGUAAGCCGGAUAAGUCCCAUGGCAUUGACAUUGGGGGCGCGCGCCUCGGAAUCACGGCCUCUCUGGACACGGCGCUGCGACAUGUCCGUAAAGAAAAUGAGCCAGUCACGCUCUGGAUAGAUCAGAUCUGCAUCAACCAGGCAGAUGCCGAGGAGAAGAACGAGCAGGUGCCGCUCAUGGCGCAGAUCUACAGCAGGGCCGAACUCGUCCUCGUCUGGCUCGGUCCCGCGGCGGACGGCUCCGACGCGCUGAUGGAGUGCUGGGAAGACAUCGGCCAAGCGGCCCGCGAUCUGGAUAUCGAGAGCUACCUCAACAGAGAGCGGCUCCCGCUUCUGCGCCCGAUACUGGAGAACCGCAACCCCGAAGACCCGGCGACGGUGAGGUUCCAGGCCCUGGUGAAAAGGGCGGUGCCGGCCUUCAACUCUCUCCUGGAGGCGAUGAUUGCCUGGAACGAGAGGCCCUGGUUCGGCCGCGUGUGGACGAUACAGGAGCAAGCUCUGGGCACCAACACGUUCUUCCUGUGCGGGUACAAGAUGCUGAACCUCGACCUGCUUCCCUUGGCCACGUUGAUAUUCGACGGGUGCGUGAUGAACACGCAGGACAUAAAGAACCCGGGCGACCAAGAGCACAUCAAGCUGUUGGCCAAAGCCCAGGACCGCCGAUUCGGUCCAUUGAUGGCCGUACGGCGUCGGAGGCGCAACUUCGUAAAGGGCGAGGGACCAGGGGACGACCUGUACCACAUGCUGAAGAAGGCGUACGUGGACGGAGACGCCCAGGCGACCCUGCCGCGGGACCGGAUCUACGGCCUGCUCAGCGUCGCCGUAGAUGCAGAAGGGCUGCAGAUCGUCCCGGAAUACACUUCUCCACACUGCCAUCCCACCUUCGUGAAGGCCGCCCGCGCCCUCGUUGGCGCAGGCCGCGUCGAGAUGCUCUCCUUCUCGCAGUUCCCCAAGGACGUCGACGGGCUGCCGUCCUGGGUCCCAGACUGGAGGCCGACGCUGACCCACUCGUACCUGGCCGCGUUCGAGGACGCAGACAGGCUGCUCGUACGAGCGGCGGGCGACAGCACGGUCGAGGUGGCGCACACGGACGACCCGUGCGUGCUUGGGAUACGCGGCCUCGCCGUCGACACGAUCGAGGAGACGGGCGACGUGUGGGAGUGGGAGGCGGGCAGCGAAGCUCGCGCCAGCCACCUGCGGACCAUCAGGGCCUUCUGCGACAAGUCCUCGGCGUGCGGGCACGACAUCUACGAGAGCAGCGAGAGGCGAGCCGAAGCCGCGUGGCGGGUGCCCGUGGGAGACCUGUACUGGACCAGCGCGGCUAGCUACCACCGGGUCGCGCGGGCAGAAAGGGGCGAUUACGAGGCCUGCCUGGCCGUCCUUGCGCUGAUGGCUGAGGGCUUCCAGUCCGUGCCGCCAGAGCUGCGUCAGCAGCGGCUGGAGGAGUUCUACCGCAUGAUCCCGGCGCAGUCCAACUACAGCGAGAACAUGGACAAGAUGACGGGCAAGCGCCCGUACGUGACGAGGCUGGGGUACGUGGGCAUGGCCCCGGGCGGCGCACACCCGGGCGACGUGGUCGUGGUACUGCUCGGCUCUCGGAUCCCGUACGUCCUGAGACCAUCCAGUGAUGGGACGAGUUCCCGUUUCGUCGGCGAAGCAUACUGCGACGGGGUCAUGGAUGGCGAGAUGUUGACUAAGCGGCCACACGAGACAUUUCUCAUUGCUUAA